UCAGGUUUUGAUGAACCAAAAAUAGAGCCCUUAACAAAAAGGUGGUGGAAGGGCUUGGAGGGCAGCAGCUUUUGAUCAUCAAACCCUUUAAUCCAUUAUUCUAAGCCCCAAUGGAUGAAGUAACUGAAGCUACCCCAACUGCCACCCCACGGGUCGUUGCUCCCCCGGCCCAAUUCCACUCCCCGUCUCUAACUCGGUCGCCGCUACUCUCUACCGACGACCGGAUAGAAGCUGCGGCAUGCAAAACUCCGAAAUCGUCUAGCCCCAGACCAAGAUUCAAUAUCACUCCUAUUGGAAGUCCGAUUAGAAGAGCCCUAAACCUAACCAGGCUCGACCCCCAUGACGCUUGGCUUCCGAUCACUGAGUCCAGAAAUGGAAACGCAUUCUAUGCUGCCUUCCAUACGCUUUGCUCUGGGAUCGGAAUCCAAGCCCUUGUGCUUCCUGUAGCCUUCACCAUUCUUGGAUGGGCUGGAGGAAUAAUAAGCUUAACAGUGGCUUUCAUAUGGCAACUUUAUACUCUAUAUUUGAUGGUUCAACUUCAUGAAUCAACAGAAACUGGGUUGCGUUAUAGUAGAUAUCUUCAUCUCUUUAGUGCUUCAUUUGGCAACGGGCUUUCAAGGCUGCUGGCGUUCUUCCCUAUCCUAUACCUAUCGGCGGGAACGUGCGUGGCUCUGAUAAUCAUUGGAGGCUCAACUUCAAAGACAUUCUUCCAAAUUGUAUGCGGAACUAAUUGCAACCCCAAUUCCUUGACUCCCAUUGAGUGGUACUUGGUGUUCACUUGCGUCGCUGUCCUCUUGGCUCAACUCCCAAACUUGAACUCCAUAGCUGGCGUGUCGUUGAUCGGAGCCAUCACCGCAGUCGGCUACUGCACUUUGAUUUGGGUGAUCUCCCUCGUCAAGGGAAGAUUGCCCCACGUCUCUUAUGAUCCGAUAAAACCUCCAACUCAAUUGGAAAGGGCUUUUGCGGCUUUGAAUGCUCUUGGAAUCGUUGCUUUUGCUUUUAGAGGCCACAAUCUCAUCCUUGAGAUUCAGGGAACUAUGCCAUCGAGCGAAAAACACCCGUCGAGAGUGCCAAUGUGGAGAGGGGUGAAGUUUGCAUAUUUGGUUGUAGCCGCUUGUCUCUUUCCUCUCGCUAUUGGAGGCUAUUGGAUCUACGGUGUUAGGAUACCUAGUAAUGGAGGGAUGCUUACAGCUCUAUACGCCUACCAUAGCCGCGACACGUCUCAGUUUCUCAUCGGCUUAACGAGCUUGCUCGUGAUAAUCAAUGCGGUUACCACGUUCCAAAUCUAUGGCAUGCCCAUGUUCGACUCGAUCGAAGCAUGCUACACCAAGAGGAAGAAGCAAGCAUGUCCAUGGUGGCUAAGAAUCAUCUUAAGAACAGCAUUCAGCUUUAUAUGUUUUUUUGUGGCAAUUGCGAUACCGUUUCUGGGGAGCUUGGCGGGGUUGAUCGGAGGCAUUGCAUUGCCAGUGACAUUUGCUUAUCCAUGUUUCAUGUGGUUGAAGAUGAAGAAGCCAAAGAAAUAUGGAAUUGUUUGGUUGGUUAAUUGGGUUUUGGGAGUUUCGGGGAUGGGGCUUAGUUUUGCCAUGAUUGCAGCUGGGAUUUAUGUGGUUAUUAAUACAGGUAUUCAAGCUAGUUUCUUUAAGCCUCACUAAAACAAAACAAAACAAAAAUUUAGAGCCUUAUUAAGUUUAAUUUCCUCUAAUGGAAUAUGGCAUAUGAUAUUAUUUUAGGAUUAUUUGUGCUUUAUAUAUAUAUAUAUAUGGUUUUUUAUUUGUUUUUUGUUCAAUGUUUUCCCAUGUGUAAUAGUGCUGUAAUGUGAAGUGUAAUCAUACAAGUGUUUUCAUUUGUUUAAUUUUUGUGUAGGGAUGAGAUAUUUAUUUAAAGAUGAUCAAUAAUUUGUAGAUUUUUAUUCCCUAUGUUUGGGUGUUCCAAUGUUUCAAUGAGUUUAUAAGCCUUUGUCCGA
Molecule: messenger RNA, 1963 nt
Organism: Cucumis sativus (cucumber)
Lineage: Eukaryota; Viridiplantae; Streptophyta; Magnoliopsida; Cucurbitales; Cucurbitaceae
Product: lysine histidine transporter-like 8
Exons: 5
Coding region: 111-1652 (513 amino acids)
Cellular component (GO): plasma membrane
Source: RefSeq, a predicted model, not a curated record